AUGAGGGUUAUGUAUAAUGAGAAAAAGGCUACAAAGAAAGUUGUUCAGCAUAAAACAGAGUUGGAUAAGUAUUUAGCGGACGAUUGUGAGGAUGACAAUGACAAAAUUUUUGAUAUCUUGAAUUGGUGGAAGACUAAUUCAACAAAAUAUGUCGUACUCUCUAUGAUAGCACGAGAUGUGUUAGCUAUGCCUAUUUCAACGGUUGCAUCUGAAUUGGCUUUUAGUACAGGGGGUCGUAGGGCUAGAGAACUGUUUUUGGAAAUGAAGGGUUCUGGAAUUAAUCCAGACACGGUCAGUUAUCACACUCUAAUUCAUGGUUUGUGUUGUGUGGGUGAUUGGGAGAAGGGUAGAAGUUUAUUUAUUGAAAUGAUGGAUCAAGGUGUGCCGCCUUCUGUGCGAACGUUUAAUGUGCUCAUAGAUGAAUGUUGCAAGAAAAGGAAAUUGGAUGAAGCAAAUAGGUUGUUGGAACUUAUGAUUCAAAGAGGUGUGGAUCCCAAUAUAAGUGUUGCCAUUAAGUUGCUUGAAGAAAUGGCUAAGGGAAAUGAAGAAUCUAGUGAUAUUUGUAAGCCAAAUGUUGUUCCUUAUAAUACUAUAAUUGAUGGUCUUUGUAAGGCUGCAUUAGUUAAGAAGGCAAGAGAAUUGUAUUUGGAAAUGAAGGGUUCAGGAAUUAGUCCAAGUGCAGUCACUUAUAACAUUUUGAUCAAUAUGCUUUGUAAAAAUGGACAACUAGAAAAGGCAAAUGAGUUGUUGUCACAUAUGGAGGAAAAAGGUUGUGCUCCAAAUGUAUUCACGUUUAAUACCUUAAUGUUCGGUAUCCUCAAGAAUAAUGAGAUACCAAAAGUUGUUGAACUCCUUCAUAAGAUGGCGGAGACAAAUCGAGCUGCAGAAAGGCUCUAUCUUUGUUACCGUACGAAGACUGCAGUUGACAUGACAACAUUGCUGUCAAGAGAAAGAUGUUCUGCCAUCACACAUGCAGUUGUUGUAACAAUGAUCCAUGAAGAUUUGUUUGAUAUGGGAUUUCAAACUGUCAGUGGAAUCUAUGAAGUAGCAUGGUCUAAAAUUGGACUUGGAUCUAAAUCAGUUUGA
Molecule: messenger RNA, 1086 nt
Organism: Pistacia vera
Lineage: Eukaryota; Viridiplantae; Streptophyta; Magnoliopsida; Sapindales; Anacardiaceae
Product: putative pentatricopeptide repeat-containing protein At1g12700, mitochondrial
Exons: 5
Coding region: 1-1086 (361 amino acids)
Molecular function (GO): protein dimerization activity
Source: RefSeq, a predicted model, not a curated record